AUCCGGCCUGAUGCUAUCGAAAACCAAAAAAAAGCAGGUUCCGGACCUGCGUAUCCUGUACCAAGACAUUAUCGAAAUUUGUUUGCGCCGCUGGUUGGAGUGAUAUCCAGGAGAGUUCGAAGCGCAGGUUGCAUUGAUGAGCUUAUAGAUUUGGGUGGGCUCAUUUUAUGGCAUUGUUUAUUAUUGUCUUCUUCGCGUCCAUCGCUCGUGGCUGCCAAUCGGGUUGGGGUAUGGCCACACACAUCGACACAUCUGGGGGGGUUUUUGGAAUUGCUUUUGUUUUACGAGGAGAUACCCUCACAGACGGCGUUCAGGUUCAUCGGGAUCAUAGGGGGCGGGGUGAAGAUCGCAUGCAUUCGUUUACGUUGAGAAGCGACAGCUGCCUAUGGCGUUUCGCAGAGUUCCCGUGGCGGCAGCUUCUUGGAGCGAGCACAAAAAAAGAGACCAAAAGUGACACGGAAGAGCGAGAGCGAAGAGAAGACAAACUUGUAUUAUUAGCUAGCUUCGCAUAUACCCCUGGAAGGCAGAGCAUUCAUCCUCGACAGCGAGAUGCCUUCAUUUGGCAUCUUCCAUCGAGGAUACCUACAUUCGCUACUGCCUCUGUAAUCUAAUUGUUGAAAUAUAUAUACAUAUGUUCAUCGGAUGCUAUUUACUCUUGCUC
Messenger RNA from Annulohypoxylon maeteangense, 661 nucleotides. RefSeq lists its product as uncharacterized. Lineage: Eukaryota; Fungi; Ascomycota; Sordariomycetes; Xylariales; Hypoxylaceae. The record is from RefSeq and is a predicted model, not a curated record. Bases 168 to 611 code for a protein of 147 amino acids. The transcript has a single exon.